Molecule: messenger RNA, 1788 nt
Organism: Dentiscutata erythropus
Lineage: Eukaryota; Fungi; Glomeromycota; Glomeromycetes; Diversisporales; Gigasporaceae
Source: the annotation of a GenBank genome assembly
AUGCGAGCUUGCCCUAUUUGUAAAAGUCGAAAAUGGUAUAGUGACGGGUUGGGUGGAUUGGUUUGUCAGUUUGGGCACCAAAGAGAGGGCUUUCAAGAGCAAGAGAGUGAGAUAGAAACUGCUUCGGUUACAAGCAAAAAGCGACGUAGUCGCUCUAAAAAGGCGUCAAAUGAAUACUAUGCAUUCCAAAAUCGCACUGAAUACGCUCAAGUACUUUUAACCGUAGCUCAAUGGGUACUGAGGAGACAAUUACAUGUUUUAAUAAAUGAGAUGGGAUUUGUACCACAGAUCGAGCAAGUAGUUCAACAUCUAUGGAUUCUAUAUGUAAACAAACUAUGUGAAUUAGAUCUUGAUGUGACGCGUAUUAAUCAUGUCGCUCCUGAGGGUUCUUCAUCAGCACUACAAGAAUAUGAUAAUGAUGAUAAUUUAGAAUUCCUAAUCGAUAUUCCACAAGACUCUGAUUCCGAUUCCGAUGGUAAGGGUGGUAGUCAACAAAGAAGUAGUGGUAAUGAAUUUUCUGACUUUAAUAGUCAGGCAAAAAGCAUGAAGUAUAGUGCUUUACCAUGUCGUUUAUCAAAUAUGAGUUUAAGCUUUGUGUUGGUUAUAAUAUAUCUUGGAUGUGUUUGGUUAAGAAUCCCUAUAAUAAAAGGUGAUAUUGUUCGUUGGGCUUCUACCGGUCGUUUAUCAGAUUUAGUAAUUCGUCAAGAAUUACCUAAUGAUAUGAAAUUACAUCUGGGUCCUCAUUUUGUUAAGAAGUUCUUUGAAAAAGAGCGACAUCAAUCAUGGCAUUUCUUGACUUCCUUAGAAUUCGAUUUUAUCGCAUUUUAUAAAAAUUUUUACGGAAUAACUUUUCCUGAAAUUAAUGCUCCACCUAUACUUUAUCGAUUCAUCAGAGAUUUUAUGUUACCAGUUGAAACAUAUGUUAUCUCCAAGGAAUUAGCGCAAUUGAUCAAUUUGAAUCUAGAAAUAAAUCGAAAUCCUUCUCUUUCAUUGUUAGCCGUGAUAAUCGUGAUAAUUAAAAUGGUCUAUGGAUUGGAUGGACAGAAAAGGGUGCCAAAUGAUAAAGAUGAAUUCUUUCGAUACUUUCCUAAAUUUGAAGAUUGGAUAAAAAAAUUGAGUGAAAGACAAGAAAAACUUUUCUCAAAAGAAAUUCCUUUGGAUCUGAGUGAUUUGAAAGAAUGGAUUGAUAGCAAUCCAGAUAAAUAUAUAAAGCAUUGUUCUGAUACAUUGGUCGGAAAAAAUCGAUGGCCACAAACGCCUAAGGAUACACAGAAUACUGCCUACAUAAACCGUGCAAAACGGAUUGAAGUGCGAGAGGUUUAUUUGAUGCAAAAAGAGAAAGAACGUGACAAAAAAAUUAUCAAAAAUUUAGAAAACAACAUCAAUGAUUUUAUUGAACCAAUUGAAAAAGAAAUUCAAGAAUUGAAUUUCUGUGUUGAAGUUCCAGGCAAACAUUCAUCAACUUCAAAAUCUUGUUCGUUUUCAAAAGAUCCAAUGAAACAUUUACGUAAUAGAUAUUCGACAUUUUUGUAUAGAAAUCCUGAGAAUGAUAAUGAUAAGCCGAAUCUUACAUUUGGUGAAAAGUAUGCCGCGUAUCAAAUGUUUCAGAAUCGCACCGAGUCAGCUUUCUUUAAACAUGUUGAGUUAACUGGUAGUUUUCAUGAAGAUUAUGAAAGAAUAUUAGUUUUUGCAUCAAAAAUGGUUAAUGCUACAAUGCAUGAUGUGCAACAAGCAGUGAUGAAAGUUGAAGUUGAUUUAUAUAGAAUUAUUGAAAAUAAAAAUUUAUAA